Megalobrama amblycephala (Wuchang bream) is the source of this 1907-nucleotide messenger RNA. It is a transcript of the gene adat1, whose product is annotated as adenosine deaminase tRNA specific 1. The transcript is spliced from 10 exons. Gene Ontology annotation, molecular function: RNA binding; adenosine deaminase activity. The record is from RefSeq and is a predicted model, not a curated record. Gene Ontology annotation, biological process: RNA processing. NCBI's taxonomy places the organism in Eukaryota, Metazoa, Chordata, Actinopteri, Cypriniformes, Xenocyprididae. The coding region runs from base 267 to 1676 and encodes 469 amino acids.
CUUUCACUCCAGUCAUGAAUAGUAGCUUAAUAAACUAAUUUUAUUUAAAAUUAUACUGAAAAACGUUUUGCUUUCAAGACAAGCUGUCGUCUUGUAAUGAAGCGCCCUCUAUCGAGUUUAUAUGAAGACUCUUAUUUUGAAAUCUUUCAUAUUCUUCUUCUGCUGUGGCUCAAGACUUCUGCGAAAGACACGAGAAACGAACACAUUUAUGACCUCCUGCAUUAAUAUUUGCCUCCGCAUGAGUGCUAACCAGGCAUUUAAGUAUCAUGUGGAGUCCUGAUGAAAUAGCCAGUAUCUGUUAUAAUCACUUCAAUAAACUUCCUAAAAGAGGGAAGCCAGAGGCGGGCAGAGAGUGGACUCUACUGGCUGCUGUAAUUCUCCUGACUGACAGUUCAGACCAGAAGACAGUUCACAAGCAGGUUGUGUCUUUGGGGACGGGCACCAAAUGCAUCGGCCAGUCUGCUAUGAGUAUGAAGGGUGAUGUUCUGAAUGACAGUCAUGCAGAGGUUAUUGCUCGAAGGGGGUGUGUCAGGUAUCUGACGGAGCAGCUGUACAGGGCUGUGAGUGGCCAGAGCUCUGACGUCUUCUGUCCAGGGACUGAAAAGGGAAAAUGGACAGUUAAACCGGGAGUUUCUUUCCUUUUCUUCACCAGUCAAACACCCUGUGGUGAUGCCUCCAUAUUCCCUAUGACUGGCAGUGAAGCGCAGCCCUGUGAGCCAGUAAAGGCAGGCCAGAAGGACGAAUCAGAGAGACGAGGCCUGAAGCGACAGGCUGAGAGUGAAUUAGAGGAGACAAGUGACGACAACCAUUCAUCAUGCAGAAAAUCAGGGGAUUCCAAUCAGGAUGAGGUUAUAAUAGAAAACAAAGAGCUUAAUCAAUUAAACGAGGUCUCGCACUUUCAACCGGAUGUAAAGAAAGUCUGCCCACCUGACCUCCAUCGCACUGGGGCAAAGUGUGUCCCUGACGGCCCAGCUGACCCUCUCAAGCCUGGAUUACUCUAUCACAGUGUUGGGGUGUUGCGGGUGAAGCCGGGCCGCGGGGAGCGCACACUUUCCCUCUCCUGCAGUGAUAAACUUGCCCGCUGGGGCAUUCUGGGUAUCCAGGGUGCACUGCUGUCUCAUUAUCUGCAAGGGCCGAUCUGCUUCAGCGCUGUGGUGGUUGGAAAGGGUUCGUACAGCCAUCAGGCAAUGGAGAGAGCGCUGAAAACACGAUGUUCUCAUGUGAGGGGUUUGCCAUCAGGAUUCUCCGUACGUGCUCCAGAGCUUCUGCAGGCCAGUCUGGAAUUUACCCACAACCACACACACACUGAGUCCAAACACACACACUCACAGGGCAGGAUAUCUCCCUGCGGGGCAGCCAUCAGCUGGUCUGCAGUGUCCCAGCAGCCUCUAGAUGUCACUGCUAAUGGCUAUAAACAGGGAGUGACGAAAAAAGCUUUGGGCACAGUGCAAGCAAGAUCUUUAAUCAGUAAAGUGGAGCUCUUUCAUUCGUUUCUGAAACUGGUGGCAGCAACUGAAGACUCUCAUCUUCCAGAGUCAAUCUGUGGAAAAGAUUUGAGGACAUACUGGGACUACAAGCAGGCUGCAGAGACGUAUCAGCAGGCCUGGACACAGCUGCGACUGCAGGCCUUCCCGCUAUGGCCCCGCAGCCCACGAGAACUGCUGCUGUUUCAUUAGCGGACUGGACAUGUUACCAUACCAGUGUCCUGAAUGAAUCACAUGAAAAGAAGCUGGAUCUUGUACUUUAGGUUUCAGCACUCUUCACUUUUAUAUAUGUAAUAAAAUCGAUUGUAUUUCUCUUCCGUUUUUUGUAAAUACUACAUAAAAGUGAGUUCACCCUAAAUUAAAGAUUCUGACAUCAUUACUUACCCGGAUUCUCAAUACAAACCUGUAUGACUUUGUAUCUUA